This is a messenger RNA of Ambispora leptoticha, 1472 nucleotides long. The record is from the annotation of a GenBank genome assembly. Lineage: Eukaryota; Fungi; Glomeromycota; Glomeromycetes; Archaeosporales; Ambisporaceae.
GAGAAACUACAGUUCAGACAAUUACUAGGACGUCGUCGAAAGCUGGAACAACUAAAGUUAGCACUGCCGCAGUUCCUACUGGAAAUUCAGGAGAAACUACAGUAACCACGACAAAUAAUCCGGAAGUAUCUUCAACUGUAAUUACAAUAACGAAGACUCUUGGAUCAGGAGAAACUACAGUUCAGACAAUUACUAAGACGCCGAAAGCUGGAACAACCAAAAUUAGCACUGCCACAGUUCCCACUGGAAAUUCAGGAGAAACUACAGUAAUCACGAAAAAUAAUCCGGAAGCAUGUACAACUGUAAUUACAAUAACGAAGACUCUUGGAUCAGGAGAAACUACUGUUCAGACGAUUACUAGUACAAUUAAGGCGUCGACAACUGGAUCAGAAGCAACUACUAUUACAAAACCAAACAAUCCGCAAGCAUCGAAAACUGGAGAAUCAAAAGGAUCAGAAGCAACUGCAAUUAACAAACCAAACAAUCCAUCUGAACGAACAUUCACUGCUACCCAAUUGAUAACCAAUGGCACCUCACAAUUCGGUCCGCUUAUCGAAGGUGCUGCAGUAAAUGAGAAGGGUGAAUUAUAUGCAGUCGAUUUCCAAUAUGAGGUUUUCCAACUUGGAAAAGCUUAUCCUACCCAAGAAUUGUUCUUCAGAGGAGAAAAUAUGAGUUGGUUCAAUUCUAUCAGAUUCCUUCCUUCAAAGAAUAAGAACGAACAAAUCGCAUUAACUGGUGAUGUACAACAACAUCGCGUAUUGAAACUAGUAAAAAGUGGAAAAAGGAUAAGACAAUCUGUGUUCUGUGAAGAUAAGCGUAUGGUUCAACCAAAUGACUUGGCUGUGACUACGUCUGGUCGUGUUUAUCUUUCUGGGCAGAGGUUUACCAACGAUACUAAAAUAGGUGAUGGUGAUUUAUGGCUAUGCGAUGGAAAAUCAACUAAAGCUAUCAGAUUAGGCGUUUUUGGUCGUACAAAUGGAAUUGAAGUUUCACCCGACGAAAAAUAUCUCUACUUAUCGGAAGCAUUCAACAAAAACGGAAUAGUAAUCUCCAACAAAAUUCUUCGUUUCAAAUUAGACCAAGAAACUGGCAUGACAAUCGGAAAACCAGAUAUUUUCGUUGACUUUGCAAAACUCGAUCAAACCCAAAACAUUGACAUUGAUGGCAUGCGCACCGACAUCAGAGGAAAUCUUUACGUCACUCGUAAUGGAGGCGGUGAAGUGAAACAAUUCUCACCAACUGGCAAACUAUUGGCCACAAUUAAAACAAGUAUGAGAUAUGUGACUAAUCUCGAAUUUGGUGGUCAAAACGGCACAGAUUUGUAUAUUGUUGGUAAAUGUGAAUGUGAAAAUCCAGCCGGUUGUGUUGAUGUUUUCAAAGGUUUCAGCAGUUUAAAAUAUUUUUAUUUUCGACGUGCUCUGCAAUGUUGUAUUUGUUGGAUUAAUUCUUCGAAAAUACCAUUAAUGGUUUGA